Messenger RNA from Miscanthus lutarioriparius, 564 nucleotides. Lineage: Eukaryota; Viridiplantae; Streptophyta; Magnoliopsida; Poales; Poaceae. The record is from the annotation of a GenBank genome assembly.
AUGGCUCUCACCGCCCGCGCCGCGCUCAUGCGCGUCCUCCCUCCGCGACCAUCGCCGAUCUCGCAACCAAAGCAGCAGCUCAAGCAAGGUUUAGGCGGCCGCGGCGGGGCCUCGCUCGCCGUGCGGGCGAAGGACUCCGACGACUUCGGGGGCCUGCUGUCGGAGAAGCCCGCUGCACCUGCACAGGCGCCUGCGAAGCGGGACGGGUGGGAGGGUUUUGGGAGGGAGGCGAGUAGCGCGGAGGAGGAGGAGGAGGAGGUGGAGGUGCAGGGCGAGCCGGCCUCGUGGGGUGUGCUCAACCAGAUCGGCGUCGAGUUGGACUCUGACAAAUCAUACUCUGCUCUCGUGUAUGGCACAUCUGCUGUUGUUGCAAUUUGGAUAUCAUCAAUUGUGGUUUCUGCACUUGAUUCAGUCCCUUUGGUUCCUCAGGUGAUGGAAGUUGUUGGUCUUGGCUUCACAAUUUGGUUCACAUCGAGAUAUCUGAUAUUUAAGGAGAACCGUGAUGAACUUAUCACCAGAGUCAGCUCCAUCAAGAAGCAAAUUUUAGGGUCUCAUGACAACUGA